Molecule: messenger RNA, 2379 nt
Organism: Ustilago hordei
Lineage: Eukaryota; Fungi; Basidiomycota; Ustilaginomycetes; Ustilaginales; Ustilaginaceae
Exons: 1
Coding region: 1-2379 (792 amino acids)
Biological process (GO): proteolysis
Cellular component (GO): cytosol
Molecular function (GO): oligopeptidase activity; serine-type endopeptidase activity
Source: RefSeq, a predicted model, not a curated record
AUGUCAUCCUCCAACGCUCCUGCCUGGUCGACCCAACCCAAUCCAUACCCUCCGGCUCGCCGUGACGAGAAAGCUUCCCAAACCUACAAGUCGGCUGCCAAGGGAUCAGUCACCGUGCCUGAGCCCUACAUCUGGCUAGAACAGCCCCCCUCGCAAUCCGAAGAGACCAAGGAAUGGGUUCAUGCCCAAGCGAAGCUCACCCAGACCUAUCUCGACGACUGCCAGCCUGAUCUCGAUAUCCUCAAGUCUCGCAUCGAAAAGAACUUCGACUUUGCUCGCUUCUCCUGCCCUUCGCUCAAAGGAGAUGGUCAAUACUAUUACAGCUACAACUCGGGACUGUCCCCACAGUCGUUAAUUUACACAGCCAGUAAAGAGGAGGUGCAGAACAACGCUGGAAGGAACGGCCGCGACCCCAUUGGCAAGAUUUUCUUCGACUCGAAUCUCUUGAGUGCUGACGGCACAGUCGCUCUCAGCUUCACCACCUUCUCGCAUUCCGGCAAGUACAUGGCUUACGGCAUCAGCAAGAGCGGAAGUGACUGGACUGAGAUCUUCAUCCGUGAGACUGUUAAGCCGUUCAAGCUCGACGACGCUCACUACAACUCGAAUGGUACCAUCAAGCUCUCCAAAGAGGAGCUGGCCAAGCAUGUCGAUGCCAGUGGUGGAAAAGGCCGUCUGGGAGACCAGCUGGAGAAUGUCAAGUUCUCCGGUGCUACCUUCACUCACGACGACAAGGGUCUCUUCUACCAAACCUACCCUUCUUCUUCCGUCACCGACAAAGGUACCGAGACCGACGCCAACAAGGAUGCACAGCUGUGGUACCACCGUAUCGGAAGCCCGCAGUCCGACGAUGUCCUGGUUAUCAGCAAGGAUCUCAAGGCUCCGGAGUCGAUGUGGUCCACCAACGUCUCGCACGACGGCAACUUCCUGAUGCUCUACAACAGCAAGGACACCGACACAAAGGAGCGUGUCUACGUCUUGCCUCUUCACAACCAUGGCAUUGACGCCAACAACCAGUUCAGUUGGAUCCCAUUGGCCUUGUCGUUCAAGUACGUGCUCAACUACAUCACCAACAAGGGCAACCGAUUCUACUUCAUGACCAAUAAGGAUGCUCCCAACUACCGUCUUGUCUCGGUCGACAUCGACCCUAGCAAAGCUUUGGCGACCAAGAACGUUUGGGAGCUGACCGGAGAGGAUGCUGUGGUCAAGGACGUGAUCGCCGAAGAUAAGAAUGCUUUGUUGGGAUCCGUUCAAGUCAUCGACCACAACAAGCUGCUGGUGGUCUACUCGAGGGAUGUCAAGGAUGAGCUUUACCAGUACGAACUCGAGACAGGAAAGCGCGUCGAGAGGUUGCUGCCAGACUUGGUUGGCACCAUCGACCAGAUCGCUGCCAGGUACAGCGAUGAUCAUGCUUUCGUCAAAUUUGGCUCUUUCGUCAACCCCGGCCAGGUCGUCAGGCUCAAUUGGGAGACCAACUCUGCUCCCGAUGCUAAGAAGCAGGAGCAGACCGCGUACUACGACACCCAGGUCGAAGGGAUCAAGGCCAACGAUUUCGUCUCAGAACAGGUGUUCAUCAAGUCCAAGGAUGGGACUCGUGUCCCCAUGUUUGUCACCCACCCUAAGACGGUUCAGAAGGAUGGCACCGCUCCGGCUAUUCUUUACUUCUAUGGAGGUUUCAACAUUUCAAUCACGCCUGUCUUCUCGCCCUCGAUGAUGUCUUGGAUCUCGUCUUACAACGGUGUCCUGGCUUUUGUCAACUGUCGCGGUGGGGGGGAAUACGGCGACAAGUGGCAUGAAGCAGGCACACUGCUCAACAAGCAGAACGUAUUCGACGAUGCUCUCUCAGCGGCUAAGUAUCUGCAUGAAUCUGGCUAUGCAGCUAAGGGCAAGAUCAUCUUGUCCGGUGGUUCCAAUGGAGGUCUUGGUGUAGCAGCAUGUAUUAACCAGCAGCUGCCCGAACAUGGUAUUGGAGCCGGAAUUGCAGAUGUGGGAGUCAUGGACAUGCUCAAGUUCCAUACUUGGACGAUCGGCCACGCUUGGAAAAGCGAUUACGGUAACGUCGAAGACCCGGAGAUGUUUGAUUAUCUAUACAGGUAUUCACCCCUUCACAAUGUUGAUGGGAAGAAGGUGUACCCUACAACAGUACUAGCAUGUGCUGACCACGACGACAGAGUGGUUCCAGCUCACAGCUUCAAGCUCAUGGCCGAGAUGCAACACAAGCUAGCCAGUAACCCUAAUCCUUUGUUAUUGAGGGUGGAGAUUGACGCUGGACAUGGAGCCGGAAAGAGCACACAGAAGCGGAUUCAGGAGGCUGCUGAAAAGUACGCCAUUGUUGCUCGAGCACUUGGCCUCAAAAUUCGGGAGGAAGGUAGCCGACUGUGA